CAUAGACCUAGCUAGGCCUAUCAAUAAUUUAAUUAUUUGUGUCCGUACUGAAUGAAUGUACAUGUACAGUUGGUUUUAGUUCUGUUGUACUGUACAGUACACACUUGGUUUAUUUUGUUGGUUCGCGCUGUCAAGUGUCAGUGAAUGCCGCAUUUUCAAGAUCAUGUUGUGAAAUGUAAUGUAUUUGUAAGCUAGCCUAUUCUUACUUCAGUUUGUUUUAUAUUACCUGCCUCCGAACUGUAAUACUGGUGCAUAACUAAUAGAAAGCUACCAAAAUCUGUCUAUACAAGUAGGUUCCUGUAACAUAGCCUAUUUUGGGUUGAAAGAGGUCUCUAGCCAUUAAAGUUUAUACUAUUACAAUAUUAUUUUUCCCCAAUAAACUGUUUACGUAGGGGAUAAAGUUUAUAAUAAACAUUCAAUAUAUUUUAAUUAAUUAUUCAAAUAACACGGUUUGAUUGUUGACAAUGAUGGAGCCAACAGAAGAGGUUAAUAUUAAUGUCAGGCCUAUGCUUGAAGAAACGUUUUACAUUUUGUCAAAGAAGAACACUGUUUAUAGAGUGAAAUUGACUGAGAAAGGUUUGUGCCUACAAAAAGAACAUAAUGGCAACAUAAAAAAUGAAACAAUAUCAUUAAGUGACAUCAUAGGUUGUAGAUGUAUGAGAAGGAAAAGACGUUCCGAAAAUUCUUGCGCUUGUCAUCCCAGUUCAAUUAGAAAACAUGAUCCAAGGGUGGUAGAAGAAAAUUCAGCAGACAAAGAUGAGUCAGAUAUAAGUGCAUAUUUGUACAUUUACUCGUACAUUUUAAAAAACUGUAAAGUUAAGUCUGGACAGAAACGCGAUAGAAUGACUAUUACCUUAAGAUUUAGAUCAUUUGAUAAAUAUGAAGAUAAUAUGAGAGAAGCACAGAAGUGGAAAUCUUCUAUCAAGCACCUAAUUCACAGCAGAAUGAAUCCUCAAUUGUCACCAGGGAAAAUAGUCCUGACAGAGCCACUCAUAGAGAACAAAGUGCUGGUACUUCUAAACCCUAAGUCAGGCCAGGGGAAAGGUCGAGACGUGUUCCAGAGCAGAGUGGUUCCCUUACUGACGGAGGCUGAUGUCAACUACGACCUCCACGUUACAAGAUACGCAGACGACGCUCGGACACUCGUACGAUCCUUGGACAUUUACCAGUACGGAGGUGGCCUUAUUGCUAUGGGAGGUGAUGGUAUCCUGUUUGAAAUCAUCAACGGAAUGAUGGAGAGGCUCGACUGGGAAACUGCGUUUCAGAAACUCAAGUUGGGAAUAAUACCUUGUGGAUCUGGCAACGGACUAGCCAAGACCAUCAGCCAUCAGUUCAAUGAGCCGUACGACCACAGCCCAGUGUUGGUGUCGGCUCUCAAUGUUGUGAGAGGGUUCACGACUCCGAUGGACCUGGUCAGGGUACAAACCCCUUCACAGACCAUGUUUUCGUUCCUGUCCGUGGGCUGGGGGCUGCUGUCAGACAUUGACAUAGAGAGUGAGAGACUGAGAGCAUUGGGAGGACAGAGGUUUGCAGUGUGGAGCAUCGCGAGGCUGAUAGGACUGAGAACUUACACUGCCAGGUUGUCGUAUCUGAGGAUUCCUGACCAUGAGUUGUCGCUGGUGAACUGUGCCACGCCUGUCACGCCAGGCAUCACCGUAGCUAGUCAAGACAACCUCAGUCUGCCUCACAGUGCAAGUCUCGGAGACAGCAUCAACCUGGAGACCGAGGCCAGCGAGGAAAUGACUGGUUCCGAUUGCCGAAAGUUUUUCAAGAUUUGCCACCCUCAAAAGCAACAUAUUGUGAAUGCGGACUCAGACGGAGUGCGGAGAGACAGUUUCUACUCCGUAGCGUCUCGUCGCAGCACCUACCUGUCAGUGUCAGGCUCCAGCUACCUGAGUCUGGCUGAGGACGGUCCCGAGGAGGUGAUGAUGUACGGCCCAGCCUCUAACAUACCUGCUCUCUCCCAGCCUGUACCACAGGAGUGGACUGUACACCAAGGUGACUUUGUGAUGGUCCACGCCGUAUACAAGUCUCACAUAGCUGCAGAUUGCGUGAUGGCGCCAGAUUCUAAAUUGUCCGACAACGUUAUCUGGUUAUCAAUCAUCAAAGCUGGUAUCAGUAGGACACAUCUGCUACAGUAUCUGCUAGGCCUGUCUUCCGGGAGUCAUGUGAAUGUAGCCCAAACAGAGAUGGUUCCUGUCAGAGCGUUCCGUCUGGAGCCUCAGAGUCCCGGAAGUUACGUCACCGUUGACGGGGAACGCAUUCCGGAUGGACCAUUUCAGGUGGAGAUGGUGCCUGUGUGCGCCAACGUGUUAGCUCGCUCCCAAUAGUCGAUCUAAGUAGCGGUAUUUGGUUGGUUGUUGAUUUAUUUAAUUGACAAAGAAGUGAUUCUACUAAGACACGCAAGUGGCACUUAACAGUGUUUUUGAUUUUUCUGAAGAGAGCUUAAAUUAAGGGAGUAAAGAUAUUUUUUGAAGAGGGUUAGAGUUCAGUACCUGAGAUAUGAGUCCAGGGGCUAAAACACAAUAAAUGGUCACAAAACAUAAGAAUGGUUGUUUUAAAAGGGAUAAACUGACCAAUUUUUGAACUUCUGGUUAUAAAUUUAAACAUUUUAAAUACAUUUUACUCUUAGAUUUUGAAAUAUUUGGACUAAUUUUGUUACAUGUUAAGUGACACUUGCUUCAUCAUAUAAAUAUGAUAUUCUGUGCCAAACGUAUUAACAGCAUUUUUCAUACCAUGGACUGACAUUGAAUAAUGUUGUAAUUUAAUCUUGUAUCCAGUAAGUUACACAUUCCUGAAAGCAUGUUCCUUACUUGGGCAUUCGAUUGCAAUAAAUGAACAAAUUUCAGUUAGCUGUAACAAGAAUGUAUAUAAGUCGGGUGUAAAAGUGUAAGCCUUGUUGUUUGUACAGUUAGUUUGUUCUUUGUAAGUUUAAAGAUACUAGAUUGCUCAGAGUUACCUGUUUAUCUACUUGAAAUAUUUUAAUAUUUUUAUAUUUGGAAUAAAUUAUAUUAAACAUUUAAGCAUUUACAUACUGUUAUUUAAUAUUCUAUUGUUUAUUUUACCUGUUUGAAAAGAACCUGUUGUUAACAGUUAAUAAAAUGUCUAAAAAUUUGUUUUUAAUUUAAAAAAUUCUUAUUUGAUAUUUAUUUAGGUACACCUUUUUUCGUGAAUUAUGGUACAUGUAGUAGGAUAUUUUCAACAUCGGACCACUUUAGUGUUGUUUUUCUUCUUGGUCAACCAAAUUGUAGCUUUGCUUUUCUUAGUGAGCUAUACCAUUGACUUUAAACAAUAAAGUCGACAUCCCAUCCAUAUGGACCAGUAUCCUAGUAUGACUUAGUGGAAUUAGCGCCCCAUAGUUCUACUAUCAACAAUGUAAAAUUUAAUACUCAAGUUUGGUUAAUUUUUCCUUAAACUACAAUAAAACUGUAGGAACAGAUAUGUAUAGGAUUCGAUCAAAAUUCAGUAGAACUAAACUCCAACCAUCCUAAAGUUUAAAGAAAGAAUUUCAAAAGCCAUUAAACUACAGUGAUAAUCGUUGAAAGAAGGCAGAAGCCUUGAUUGUGGCAAAAUCCUGAACAUCCCCCAGUUAGGUAGGCAUCAUCACCUAGGCAAUUUGUAUGUUUACACUUAUGUUAUUUCUGUUAUUACCAUGGCAAUAGGCAUGACGUUGUGCCUUGUAUUAGAGGAGGCUAUGCCGUCUCCCAUGGUUUAUUAGACAUCAUCUUACGCGAUUGCGGCAUUUUCUUAAAUGUCUUUAUGGUCAUGUCGACAUCGUCAUCAUCUACCACAGUCAUGGAAACGUCUUAAUUGUCCUCCACGAUCACAGGGAAAGUGUGAAUUUGUCUAUUGCAAAAUUGUCGAUAAAAGUUCAAAACGCCAAAUUUUGAUUAAAAUCGAAUUAUCUGAAUAAUUUACAAUCUGAAAGUGGACGGUCCCAAUUGAUUUGGAUAGUUGGAGUUAAACUGUAAUAAAAAAGAAGUAUAAGGGUUGAAAAUUGUUUUUCUUAUAAUUUCAGAUUACAAUUUUCAUUUGGGAAGUAACAUAACUUUUAUGAAAUUUGAAAACACAACUCAAUCUUGGUAUCAGCACUAUGAGCUUAAAAUCUCCCAUUGUGAUUUAUAUUUUUAAUUAUAUGUCUUACUAUUUAGUUUGUAGCUGGAUAAUCUAUACUUACUUGAUAAAGCAAUAUCAUCUCUUUCAACCAUUUUACUUUAGUAAAAAUUUGUAGUCUUUUUGCAAAGUAUUAUUCUUACCGACCAAUUUAUCAUCAAUCAUUCACAACCUUAACAAUCCUAAGCACCAAUGUCUUACCCCCAUGGGUUACUAUGGGUAUCUAUCUACAAUUAUAGCUAUUUUUCACUUUCUUAAUUAUAUUUUAUAAAUUUAGGUAGUAAAAACGUUUUUCAGUAGCAAGUUGAAUAACAAUUAAAACUUUAAGACUUAGCUAUGAAGUAGUGAUGUUGAUUAGUGAUUUAUAAAAUUUUAGCGAUAGAAUGGUAAAUAACUAAUUUUUUAAUUGCACAAUAUUCUUAUGAAGACUGCAAAUGCAGUUUUACCGUUGGUCUAAUUUAGUCACGCUGGUCUAUUUAUACUCGCAUAUUUUGUUUGUUAAAAUUCAAUAUAGUUUGCUCAUUGUAUUCAAAGGCUCGCUUAAAAAUUUAUCUGUAAUUUUUCUAUCUCCGUUUUGUUUGCCUUACAGUUGUUAGCAUUGCUCAGUUUUAGAGCUAUGCUAUGUGCUAAUCAUGUAAUAGAUCUAAUAAAAUUUACUUUAACUUUUUAUAUGUGCCAAAACAAUUACUACAAACUUUACACAUUAAAAAGCAUGUUUUUUUAAUUUCUUAAACCAGUGUUUGGAAAACAACAAUUCCCUUAUAUGUUGAUAGGUUUGAUUUUGUAUUUUAUAGGAGCAGGCUUACCAUAAUAUUGGCUGAGUCGUCUCAUUAGUAAACACCAAAUUUUAAUAUUUCACCGUCACUAACCAUUUAGUCUAUCACAAAAAUAGAAAAUAGGUCAUAACUGAUCAGUUGACAAACUGUUUCUUAGACAGUUAGACAAUUUCAAGCUAAAUAAACUAAGAUACAUAGUAUCAGGAACAUCAAUCAAAAUACUUUUUCUUGAGUGCCAGGUUGUAUUAGUUUGUACGAGUUCCGUUCAUAAAAGCAUUUGCUCACAUAUAGCUAAAUAAGAAACAAAGCCUUAAUGUAAAUGUUGUGGAUCUGUCCUUAUGUUACAUAUCAGUUACGGUUUCUACAGUGAAUCGAAGGUGCUUUUUUAAGUUAAAAUCUAAUGGGAUAACCUGUUUAAAAAAUGUUUGUGGUAAUUUCAUUUUUUUAUCAGUGUUGAUAUACAUAUUUAAGAAUAUUCAUUUACUUGGUAAAACCAUUGACUAUUGGAUACUGAAGGUAAAACUCAGGCUGUAACUAUGUGCAUAACUUUUUUUCCUUAAUAUCCCAUAAAAUAAGUUUUUUCAUUAACCUUUAUAUAGUAUGGUUUGAAAUUAUUCCUAUGUUAGUUGAGGUCCGUUUGCAAAAACAUUAGAAAAAUGUCUAAUGUUUUAAAAAUGGAUGUUAAUCGUUAGUUUUCAGACAUUACAAGUACAAGCAUAUUUUUAUUGCACAAUGUUCAAGCACUUUACUUUAUAACUAAGUUUAAAAGGACUGUUCUAAAAGUAACCUCUGGUCAAUUAUGUAAAAAUAAUAAAACAAUGGUCUCACUACUUCUGGCAGUCACAAAACGGAGGUUACUUUCUGAACUGCCCUUUUUUCUUUAGAUUCUACUUCUAAAGAAAACUUUUGUGUUAGGUAUAUUAAAAAAAUAUAUUAUAUUCUGUCAAUUAUUUUUCAAAAUAAGAAACCAAAAGCAAUUUUUACAUUCUUGAAUAUUUACGGGUUAACAGAUUCUAAUUCUUUUAUUACUUAGUAAUAUAAUUGAUUGGAAAAUUAAAAUUGUAAGCAGUUUGUAUUACUUUUUUCACACGCAGAAUAAGUUUUUUUAAGCAGCAUGACUCUUGUAUAGUUAGAAGCUUAAAAGCGGAGUAGUAUAGAGACAUCCUGUUGUUUUAAGACUGUAUAGUUUACAUCUCAAAAUAAAUUCUAUU
Molecule: messenger RNA, 6100 nt
Organism: Macrosteles quadrilineatus (aster leafhopper)
Lineage: Eukaryota; Metazoa; Arthropoda; Insecta; Hemiptera; Cicadellidae
Product: sphingosine kinase 1-like
Exons: 10
Coding region: 465-2330 (621 amino acids)
Biological process (GO): sphingosine biosynthetic process
Cellular component (GO): membrane; intracellular membrane-bounded organelle; cytoplasm
Source: RefSeq, a predicted model, not a curated record